AUUGGUGAUAAGUGAUCAGUCGAAAGAUAGUGGCGAGUUUACCACAAAACUAAACUCUGAAGCCGAUCUAGAUAUUACAUUAUUUGCCGGCCGAUUUUCCUUUCGAUAGCUGUGCCGUGAAGGUUUUUCUGCGACCGAUUUAUUUGACCAUCUACAAUCAUUACCAAAAUGGAAGAAGAACAACGUCGUAUGCAGAGUGCAGUAUAUGAUGUAUUAAAUGAUAUAGAUAGAAAAUGUUUAAGGACUUUGCAAAUUCAAAUGCAUCAAUGUGCUAUUGAAUGCUGUAAAGACCCUUCAAAAAAUAUUGAAUCAUUGGAAGUAUGUAAUGAAAAUUGCUCAAAGGAAGUAGCAGCUGCUCGCAACUAUGUUCAAAAUGAAUUUAGCAAGUGGCAGAAUAGAAUACAACGUUGUGUACAAGAUUGUAGUGAUACUAUUAUGGAUAAAAUGCCCAGUGACAGAAAUCGAAGCGAAAAUGAGAUGAAUAAAUACAUAAAAGAAGCAGAAGGAUGUACGUCACAAUGUUUUACAAAAUACAUUAAAAUAUUACCACAAUUGACCAAUAAAAUUGUUGAUAACUUGUCCAACAAAAAAUUACAAUAACACUAAUUGCAUUUCCAAGAUUAUACACAUUCAAGGCAAAAUAACUAGAGAAUCAUUCAUAUUAAUUUCAAUGUUAAUGUGUAUUAGUCUCAUAACAUAUUGAUUUAAUGUAAGAUCAAGUUAUUCUUCCAAUAAAUUAAUUGUGCUUUUGUAGUUUGACAUAUAUAUGUUAAUAUAGUGUAAUAAAUGGAUUAUAAAAUGAA
This is a messenger RNA of Rhopalosiphum maidis (corn leaf aphid), 803 nucleotides long. RefSeq names its product protein FAM136A-like. Bases 169 to 600 code for a protein of 143 amino acids. The record is from RefSeq and is a predicted model, not a curated record. The transcript has 6 exons. Gene Ontology annotation, cellular component: cytoplasm. Lineage: Eukaryota; Metazoa; Arthropoda; Insecta; Hemiptera; Aphididae.